Pantherophis guttatus is the source of this 2069-nucleotide messenger RNA. Its product is annotated as solute carrier family 2, facilitated glucose transporter member 11-like. Gene Ontology annotation, biological process: dehydroascorbic acid transport. Gene Ontology annotation, cellular component: plasma membrane. Gene Ontology annotation, molecular function: D-glucose transmembrane transporter activity. The record is from RefSeq and is a predicted model, not a curated record. NCBI's taxonomy places the organism in Eukaryota, Metazoa, Chordata, Lepidosauria, Squamata, Colubridae.
UUGGUAGGAUCAAAAGCUGCAUGAAUUAGUCACAAAGGAAAUAAUUUUCUAUUGUCAUGCUAUUUAUGAAAUGAUCCAAUAUAAAACCAUGGUCAACUGUGGAGAAUCCCUGCCUGUGACUCUGCAAACACAUUGUUAUCAAUGAGCCAGACCUUUAAUUUAUUGACUAGAUGUUUUGCAUAAAUAUUGCCCCUGACAUUAAUCAGGCUAAUUGGUUUAUAUUUUUUUGCAUAUUGAGAACACUAUGCCUGUGUUGCAGCCCUGGAGAAGUUGACCAGAGGAGUUACAAGUUUAACCAAAAUAGACUUUCACCAAACAAUUCAAUACCGGGGACUAUUUCAAAUGAUCCUCGUGCUGGGAAUCGGGGGCAGUUUCCCUUAUGGGUUUCACAUUUCUGUAAUAAACUAUCCCUCCCUGCAUAUUAAAAAAUUCAUUAAUGAGACCUGGCUGGAACGACAUGGCUCACCACUGCCUCAAGAGAAUGUUAUCUUGUUAUGGUCCUUCAUAGUAUCCAGUUACGGGAUUGGAGGUCUCGUAGGGAGUGUCUGUUGUGGAUACCUCACCACAAAAUAUAGAAAAAAGAAGUGCCAGAUGUUCACCAACCUGAUCAUGCUGACUGCUGCCCUGUUCAUGGGUUUCAGCAAGAUGGCCAAAUCUUUUGAGAUGAUCCUCCUUGGACGCCUCCUAUAUGGGAUUGGCAUUGGAUUUUCUUUCAAUAUACAUCCUCAAUAUGUGGGAGAGAUUUCGCCAAAGAAGUUGCGGGGAUUUACAAAUGCAACAGUCGCUGUUUUUCUGACAUUAGGCAAAGUUGCAGGACAAAUCAUUGGUCUUGGAGAAAUUUUGGGCUCAGAGUCUUUGUGGCCACUGCUGUUGGCUUUUAGUGGGCUCACAGCCACAAUCCAAUUGGUGACACUCCCAUGCUUUCCUGACUCCCCACCAUACCUUCUGAUACAGAAAGGCAACGAAGAGGCCUUCCUAAAAGCCAUCAAACAGCUCUGGGGUGAGGGGGACCAUCAAGCCGAGAUUGAUGACAUCAAGAGGGAAAAGGCAGCCAUGUCUUGCACAAAAAGUCUCCGAGUCCUAGAGGUGCUGAAGGCCCAAUCACUGCGCUGGCAGCUGUAUGUGAUGAUCACCGUCAUGAGCACCCUGCAGCUGUGUGGCAUCAAUGCAAUCUACUUCUACUCGUUUGAAGUUUUUCGCACAGCCCAGUUUGAAGAAACCCUCAUUCCAUACAUUGCACUGGGUGUUGGCAUAUGCGAGUGCUUCUCAUCCAUUCUGUGCAGUUCUCUGAUUGAGCGUUUUGGGCGGAAACCUCUACUCUGGGGAGGAUAUGCUGCCAUGGUGCUUGUGCUGGCUGCGCUCACAGUAACCCUUUCAUUCCAACAUCGCUUCUUUUGGAUGCACUACUUGAGUGUCGUUUUCAUUUUCCUCUUUGUCAUCUUCUAUGGAAUUGGACCUUCUGGUGCCACAAUAUCAGUUAUGGUGGAAAUCUUCAAUCAAACAUACCGUCCAUCUGCCUUUGUAAUUGUGGGAUUUAUCAACUGGAUGGGGCUCUUUCUGCUUGGAAUGAUCUUCCCAUUCAUUGUGGAAUAUCUUGGUCCCUUCUGCUUUCUGAUUUUUAUGGGGAUCCUGGCCGUUUCAAGUGUAAUCAUCUACUUAUAUCUUCCAGAAACAAAGGGAAAAUCUAUUCUUGAAAUUACAAUGGAGUUUAAUAAGCUGAAUUAUGGAAAGAAACAGGUUUUUCUCACAGAAAAUAGUUCUCCAAAGGAAACUGUACUUUGUACCAAACUUUAACUCUUGAACUGCAAAAUCUUUUUUGAGAACUGUACAGCACAUAAAAUUUACCAUUCACAACCCUAAAGCAUUUGUUCUGAAAUUUUGCAUAGCUUCACAAAGUGCAAAAUCCACCUCUACAUUUGAAGAACAUUUGAUGUGUCAUAUUGUACCCUGCACUGCAAGCAAAGUCUGUCUUCUCAGUUUGUGUCCAGAGAGCAUAAUCAUAUUAAUUGGCUACCACCUGUAUAGCAGACACCCUAUAUCAGUAGUUCUUAAACUAUUUGACCCAAUUA